UAUUACUCGGUGCAACUGCACCCCUUUCCACCAACGUGGGUCCGCCCCUGGCUCGAACCUACGUAUUUGCUGUGGAAACCUGGGGGUCGUGGCUAUGAGAGACCUUCAUACAUGACUAGGACGGAGAAAGAUAAGCCUGAGCUGACACCAGAGCAAGAACUUGCCCUAAUGACCAAAGAAGUCAAUGCUAGCGAUGGGUUUGAUAUAGAUUUCAGCUCCUUCCGCUGUGUUUUCAACUACCAUCCUACUGUUCUCCAUUCUGAUCAAUUCGCUGACGAUGACUCUGAAACUACUGAGGAUUUCCUCAAGAUGCUUGCUCAGGAAGCCCUUGAUGUCUACAAUGGCAGACAUGUCACAGAAUAUGAGUUGGUCAAAGUUGUUAAAGCCAAUUAUCACUUUGCUUGUGCGAUUAUGUUUCUCAUAACAUUUCAAGUCAAGGAUCCUUAUGAUAACAUGAUUAAGCUCUUCCAAACAAGGGUACGCCAGGGUAAACAUAUCACUACUCACUAUGUAUUCUGCAGGCCCAAACCCAAUCAAGGAGUGAAAUACAUUGGGAUCAAGAAAGUUGUCAAGAGAGAUAUUGAGCAAGUUGUCAAGAGCCAUGUUCCGAAAGAUGUCAAUAAACAAAAGUAAGUGAUGGAAACAUCUAUCUUACAUGGGUCUUUACUUUGCUUUUGUGUGCCACAAGGAGUUAGAAUCCAAAGAUGCUCCAUUGGUCCUAUAGAUGUGACUUUAAUUAAUUACUUAUGGGAGCUCUUGUGUUGCUAGGGAAUGAACUUAUAUAUUGUGCGACUUGUACUGUUUUUCUUUUUAUACGUAUCGUUUAUUAUUAUGAGUAUCAACAUUAUGUUUUAAAAUGAGUCUUUGCUACUUUGUUCAA
This is a messenger RNA of Arabidopsis lyrata subsp. lyrata, 880 nucleotides long. RefSeq lists its product as uncharacterized. NCBI's taxonomy places the organism in Eukaryota, Viridiplantae, Streptophyta, Magnoliopsida, Brassicales, Brassicaceae. The transcript has 4 exons. The record is from RefSeq and is a predicted model, not a curated record. The annotation marks the transcript as partial.